Molecule: messenger RNA, 9555 nt
Organism: Sphaerodactylus townsendi
Lineage: Eukaryota; Metazoa; Chordata; Lepidosauria; Squamata; Sphaerodactylidae
Gene: FOXN3
Product: forkhead box N3
Exons: 7
Coding region: 224-1711 (495 amino acids)
Biological process (GO): regulation of DNA-templated transcription
Cellular component (GO): nucleus
Molecular function (GO): DNA-binding transcription factor activity; cis-regulatory region sequence-specific DNA binding
Source: RefSeq, a predicted model, not a curated record
GAAGCUGAACCAGGCGGGGGAAUUGCAGCAAGGUCCCAUGCCCUCGCGUUUCUUCCUCUGCUCUGGGAUCCCCGUCUCUCUCGCUUUCCCUUCGGCCACAUUGUCGGCUCCGGGCUGGGGGAGGGAGCGAUGCCUUGCUCAAUCGGAUGAAAGUUUGCAUAAUGAUCAGGAGGAGACAGCCGUGAAAAUCUCGACCUCUCCCAAGCCAGGAGCCUUCAUCUAAAUGGGUCCAGUUAUGCCUCCCAGUAAGAAGCCGGAGGGCUCGGGGAUUAGCGUUUCCAGCGGACUGAGCCAGUGUUUCCGGGAUAGUGAUUUAUCCAAGACACUUCAUGAUGAUGAGGACUUGGAUAUCUCUUUGCCUGCUCUCCGAUCAGAAAAAGGACCCAUGGAGGAUGAAGAACUAACUAACUUGAACUGGUUACAUGAGAGUAAGAACUUGCUGAAAAGUUUUGGGGACUCGGUGUUAAGAAGCGUUAGCCCCGUGCAGGAUCUCGAUGAUGAUACCCCUCCAUCUCCUGCUCACGCGGACAUGCCCUACGAUGCCAAGCAGAACCCCAACUGCAAACCACCGUACUCUUUUAGCUGCCUCAUAUUUAUGGCCAUCGAGGACUCUCCAACCAAACGACUGCCUGUGAAGGAUAUAUAUAAUUGGAUUUUGGAACACUUCCCUUAUUUUGCAAACGCCCCCACUGGAUGGAAAAACUCCGUGAGGCAUAAUCUGUCGUUGAAUAAGUGUUUUAAGAAGGUGGACAAAGACAGAAGUCAGAGUAUUGGGAAGGGGUCUUUAUGGUGUAUAGACCCAGAAUAUAGACAAAAUCUUAUCCAGGCUUUGAAGAAGACUCCCUAUCAUCCAUAUUCUCAUGUGUUUAGCACACCUCCAGCGUCUCCUCAGGCAUAUCAAAGCACAUCAGGUCCUCCCAUAUGGCCCAGAAGCACCUUCUUCAAACGAAAUGGCUCCCUUCUGCAAGAUCCUGACAUUGAUGCUGCUACUACCAUGAUGCUUUUGAAUACUCCCCCUGAGAUACAAGCAGGUUUUCCUCCUGGAGUAAUACAAAAUGGAGCUCGUAUUCUGAGUAGAGGAAUCUUCCCUGGAGUUAGACCACUGCCAAUAAAUCCUAUCGAAAGCAUGGCUGCUGCAGUAAGGAAUGGAAUAGUAAACUGCCGGAUGCGGACAGAAAGUGAACAAUCCUGUGGCUCUCCCGUGGUUAGCGGUGACCCAAAGGAAGAUCAUAACUAUAGCAGUGCCAAAUCUUCCAACCCCAGGAGCACAUCGCCUGCUAGUGACUCAGUCUCCUCUUCCUCUGCGGACGACCAUUAUGAAUUCGUUACUAAAGGUAGCCGGGACGGUAGUGAGGGCAGCGAAGUCAGCUCCCACAGCCACGAGAGCCAUAGCGAGGCAGAGGAGGAGGAUAAAAGGCAAAACCGGAAAGAGACCAAGGAUUCUUUAGCUGACAGCGGGUACGCUUCUCAGCACAAGAAGCGGCAGCAUUUACUGAAGGCAAAAAAAGUACCAAGUGACACACUGCCUCUUAAAAAGAGACGUACGGAGAAACCCCCAGAAAGUGACGAUGAGGAGAUGAAGGAAGCAGCUGGAUCGCUCCUGCAUUUGGCAGGGAUUCGGUCUUGUUUGAAUAACAUCACCAAUCGGACGGCAAAGGGGCAGAAAGAGCAAAAGGACACCACAAAAAAUGAGAACAAAUCCAUUGAUUGAACUUACAAAACAAUUUCUUUUCAGCACGUCAGGUGAAUUCUAAUGAUUUGUGGCAAUAUCAACAAAUAUUUUCUUUGUUCAGGUUUUUUUCUUUUUCUUUCUUUUUUUCUUUUUGUUUUGUUUCUUUUUUUUUGGAACCCUUGAGAUUUUUAUUUUUUAAAGGAGAUUGAAGCCAUAGAACUCAUACUGAUACUCAACUAAUUUUACGAAAGCUUUUCAUUACAUGAAGACAAGAUAACAAAAAGCCAAAAUUGCCAUUGCUUUCUCCAGCUUUGUCAGAAAUGCAUGGUUGAAUACGCCGUGACAUCACCAGUUAAUGUGAGAGAGGAAUAAAAUUUGGCACUUGGAAAAUAUACCUAGAAGAAAUUUGGUAAUCAUUCAGGCCAGGCUUUUACAAUUUUUUUUAAAAAAAGGCCUUAUCACUGGGUUUAUAUGUGAUUGUGACUAGAGAUUUGGGGACAGUAAGAGGCUUACAUUGUCCUCAAAACUAAGAAUCUUAGAGUGGCAUUUGCUUGCUGUUGUGCCAUAAAAUCUUGGGAUAGCCACUGGAGACAGCUGCUGAUACAGUAAUGAACUAUUGGUGCUUCAUGUACUGUAUAUGGCUCAUAAUGUGAAGACCUAAUAUCUUUAAAAUUGUGGAAAACUGAACUGUGUAUGCAAUGAGUUUCAGUGAAAUGAAGAGAAAGGGGACGGGGAGAUUAGUGAUAUUGUUUAAUCAAUUAAUUGUCUUCUAUAUUUAAAAUUAAAAGAAUGUUUGUUUUUUUUAAAAAAGCCAUAAGCCUGAAGAUUGGCACUGCCUGCAAAAAUAUUAUGGGAAGACAAGCUAUGAGUUCUUAACUGCCUGAGUGAAAAGCAAUCAAGUCUAAAGAAAAUUAUGAGUAGCUAUAUAAGGAGAAUCAAAAUGAGGAAACCUUUUCUGUAGGUCAAAAAGAUUUGAUCAUGCUGGGGAAGGGGGUAAGACAUGCUACAAAACCUGCCAUUAGUAUUAUAUUACCUUUUUGUUUUGACAAAAAAAAAUUGAUGUGUUUGGGCAAAAAUAUCAAAUAAUUAUUAUUACAUAGAGCUUCUUUACAGUACCCUCAAAAUGGCAUACCCAAGUUAAUGUCAGUGAGGAUUCAUCUGUGCAAAAACGAUGAUGUAUUUCCAGUUUUAACCAGUGUAGCCAGCAGAAAAUUCUGAUCCACAUUUGCAUGGAUUCCUUUCUGGGAGGGACGUGGGAGUACAAAACAAAACCCUUUUUUAAUUCAGAGAUAACAGAAGUUCUUGUAAGGUAAAUAAUGUAUUUAGCAUGAAGCAUGAAUUAUUUUCAUAUAAAUAUAGAGAAUAGAGAAAAGGCUAUGCCUCUAAUUUUUAAGCCCAUUGGCUUAGUUUGGUUUUUUUGGGUUUUUGUUUUGGAUUUUUUUUCCUCCUUUUUUGUUUUGUUUUGUUUGUUUUUGGAAGCAGGUGUUUUAAGGUUUAACCUUUUUCAGGGACAAAUACUGACUGUUGGGGAAACUUACUCUGCAAUAUUAAAAAUAAAUCGUCAUGCUCGGGUAGGGCUUGGAUGGUUGAAUUAAAUUGCCUUGUCUGCACAUUCAGCCCCUCCCCCUGCUACUCUGUUUUUCGGAACACGUUUGUCCUUUCUUUGUCUUUACAUGUAUUAACAUUACGCAAUAAUUUUGAGGGCAAGAUGAGUAGUGAGUGUGUAUGGUAAGGCUUCCGGAGGAGAGACUUGGAUUUGGGUAACACAUACAAAUUGGCUUGGGACAACGAGUGCCCCCGUUGGCUCAUCUGCAGCAUGGAAAGAAAGGUUGGGGAAGGCUGCUCUUUUGUUUGGAGUGAUUAGAGGUAUGUAGUGCCAUGGUUUAAAAAAAAGUGAUUGGUUAAUGAAUUACCCUUACCCGUGCAGUGAUAACGGCCCCAUAAUGAGGUUGAAGUCGCAUUGAUAAGACAACCUUUAUUUGAAAAUGUGAACAUCCAAGGCCCAAAGCCUCAGACUACGUUCAAAUUUAAAACUGCAAUCCAAAGGACAUGCAUCAGCUCUUUUUACGCUCUCUGUUCCCAACCACAGUUUCAGCCUGGGAGAGGGAUUCUGUUGGAGUAACAUUUGAUGUGGCAAUGCAUCCAUGUCCAUACAGAAGUGUUUUAGGCAUGCAUGGAGCUCUCUGGAUCAUGGCCAUAGGCUCCAGUAAAGUAAACAUAAUUUUAUACUCUAGGAAGCUUUUUUUUAAAAAAAAAAACAAUAACCCUGUAACGACACAUUUCCACAGAAGGAAGGAUUUCUGCCCACAGGAUGUGAUUUCUUUACUUCCUCCUGCUGCUGUAGCCCAAAAUGCCCCCUGAAAUUCAGCUUCAGGGGAGGAACAGUGUUUGGGAGGGCACUUCAGGCUGCAGUGGGACAGGGCAAGCAAGGAAGUUGCAUUCCACUGAUAGAAAUGCUUCUGUGGAUUCAAACAAGUGGAAUGGUAGUCCACAGAAUGUAUUCAGUUUGGGUGGGAGGCAUAUGAUGAGAGACUUAAAUAAGACACGGCAUCAGAUUGUUGCAAUUUUACCAUACUAUCUUAUAGACAAAUAUAGUUGAAAGGUUGUAUAUGCAAAAUAGAAGGGUGGAGGAGGAGGCAUUUCUUAAUUAAGCGGCAAAACCCACUCCUCUUUAAAGGAACGCAGUCAAAGAAUAUAAAAGAGUCUUCGGCAAACCAGGGUGCCAUAUAUACUGUGACUUCCACGGAAAUGCAUCCAGGCAUAAGCACAUAUUAAUAAGAGAUAUAAUUGCCUAUUUAGUCAAGUGGAAAGGAUUCUGAAAUUUUAAUAUUACUAUUUAAACCAAUAUAGUCAUGCUUGCAUAGAGAGCCAAAAGAGUAUAGCACAUUCAGCACACGGCAGUCUAUAUUGUGACCCAAAGGGACCUCUCAGUUGCUAACUGAAAUGCAAUCCAAAAAAGUACAUCCUGGAAUUAAUAGAAUAGCAAAUACAGGAUCCCAAGAAUGAAUUUCUGUUUUACCUCUGGUGCCUUGCUGCGGUGGCAAGAGGUAGAGCGAGACUCAUAUCACAUUGCAGUAUCAUGCCUGUACCCCUUUUAGGAAAUAUGCGGUCUUCAAGCAGGUGUGUGGUACAGGUUGAAUUAUACAUUUGAGUGCCAUCGUAUCCACCUUUUGCACAUACUAUGAGCACAAUAGGACUAUCUCUUACUCAUCCCCCAAUGCAUUUCAAUAGGGGAAAAAUGUUCCAGACAAUUUAAUGAGUAGGAGAAAAUCCCGGCUGUUCUGCCCUACAUGCCUUUUUAAAUAACAUUCACCACUGCAGUCUUCCUUGAAUUCCUUGGAUCUGGAAGCAUGCCAUUCCUUUGUAACAUAGAUGUACAUCAAAAAUAAAUACGUCUAUUUCAUUAGUUUCUUCUGAAUGUGUCGCCCACGUGUUACUCGCAAAACUGUUUGAUCCACAAAAGAUAAUAUUCCUUACUCUUCUAUUUGUUGGCUAUAUUAUAAUCUACCAUGUUUUACCAUGUUUUUCCUGAUAAAGUAGUUCCCAAGUCACAUUUUAAAUAUUCAAUUUGGUAGUUCUUUCAAGAUUAGGCACAUAAACUGCUCCCUGUGUAUAUUUAUGUCCAGAAUUCUGUUUGCCUGACAUUCAUGCAGUUAGUUUGUACAAGCACCCAUCCUUGGGAUUCAUUGCAGUCUUCAGCUUUUGUAUAAAGCUAUUUUGUAAAAAUAAAACAGCCAUCCUAGUACAAACCACUGCUGGAAAGAAGGAAAGAGGGCAACUUAGGGUGCAACUAAACCAAAGCCUGACAAUUUGUUCCAUGGAUUUUAAUAAGACAGCUCAGAAGGGGUUCAGCUUUCCUAGUGAAAUCAAUGAGAACGUAAAUUGCUUCACUUUGGCUGGUUUAUACCUUAUGUUCUUAUCAUCCCUGGGACACAGAUUACCACCCCGUUUAAUUUAUGCUGAAAAACUAAUCUGUACAGAAAUAACUACAGUUUAUCUUUGUACCAAAUAUUGCAUUAGGUUAAUUUAGGCUUCAACAAUUCAGGACUUGAAGUGCUUUUCAUAUAUGUGAAAUCUUGACCUGUCGGUCAUAUAAUUCCAGAAUGCACAGUAUUUGUCCUUUUAUUCUCCAUGAAAUCUCUCCCAACAGAUUCUGUGGUGCCAUCUUAUUACCUUGGAGCCAAACCUAAAUUAAUAUAAUUGGGUCCACUGGUAGAUUUUACCUGCAUUGGUGCUGUUCCACUUCCCAUUCAUGAAUGCUGUGCAGAAAUACAGUGGAUUGUAUUUUCCAUACUUGAACUAUUUAUCUCUAUGCCACAGCAAAAAGGCUUCAUUAAUACUUUGAAUUUAGCCAAUCAGAAAAGUUCUCAUGAUACCAGAAUUCAUGACUUUGCACAUGUCUUCAGGUGGUUACUAUAACAUUCUCUUUUGUUUUGGCUUAUUUUACUAUCGGUAGUAUAGGUAUGCCAGCAAUUUUAGUGGAGUUGAAAAUAUAUGGAUCAAAUUAUUAUUCAUUGCAUACGUAUUAAUAACCAGGAAAAUGACCCAACUAUCAUUCUUGCAUGGUCCUCAAGAGGGGGUGCAUGUGAAGGUAUUCCAAUGGCAAGGGGAGGGCGUCUGACCUCUUUCUGGCGUAUCAUUGACCUGCCAGACCAUUACUUCAGGGUAUAGGUCCAAGCAAGGUUGAUGUGCUGAGGACCUCUUAACCGGGUAACCAGAUAAUGAUUACAAGACCCAAGAGGCCCCUCCUAGAAUUCUCCCAGCCCAUUAGAAAUAGCCUAAUAAAUCCCUGACUCCAAUUGAGGGUUGAGAUGUAUGUACCUGCCUUGGGGAACGUACCCCCUGCCUCAAAAGAGCUAACACACGUACACACCAAAGCAUCUUCACUCUUCCUUCCACUAACAUUUUUAGAUAGUUUGAGAGGAAUCUUGCCAGACUAGUCAUGUAUGGCAGAGAAGUCAGGGGGCACUGUAUGUGCGCUGCAGCGGAUCACUGGAUUACAGCAAAUGAUGCAACUAAUCUAGAGAUGUCUCCUAAUUUGCCUGGGCACAUAUACAGAGCCUCUGCUGGUGAUAUUCAAGGUCUGGAUUCUGUUUGUUUUGUUGCCUUGAUUUAGUCCUUUGCCUAGUAUUUAAUAAUUUUCCAGUCUUCACGACUCCUUUGUCAUAAUUAACGUUGAAAAGCUAUGAGAAAAGUUUUAACAGGUCUUUCUUUUAUCUAGAGUAGUGCUGGUUUUUAUCCAAGUGGGCAAUUGAAUUGCAUUUUCCAGUGCAAUUUUAUAGUCAGUAUUCCUUACUGAGAGUUUCCCCAGGGGUUUUCGUGUACUGCUGCUAUGCUGGCUUAUUCGCUCCUCCAUUUAAAAAGACAAAAACAUGUCUUGCAUUUGGUGCUGUCUGCAAUGCAGACGCAAAGGAGCAUAGCCUCCCCUUACACCAUAAAAAUGCUGGAUUGAGACUAGAAACCACUGGAUUGAGACUAGACUUUGAGUAUGCAUGCAUGUCACUCACUUUAUUUGGAAAAAAAAAUAACAACAGAGCAUGUGAACUUGAGAACAGCAGUUAAAACUAGUUGUUCACCAGUAUUUGCUCAGGCCUCAUUGCUUAUGAUGUUCUUUUUGCAUUGCUUUUGUAUGGAGUUUGGAUGGAGGAGAGUUCAAUGAGCUGACAGACGAGUCUGUAAAACACAACAAAGUGGGGAUGAUCAAAGGAGGCUUGGCUCAGAAUCCUCUUGUUCGCUGACUGUCCACUUAUUUAGACUGCUUGCCUUCCAUGUGCAGAUUUCAAAAUCUGGCUUUCAGAGCCAAACUGUUUAUUAGAGUAAAUUAACAAAGGUCAGUUGCAGAAAUUUCAGCUCUGUGUCAUCCACAAAAAACCUUAAUGAAGCUGAAGUGAAUAGAAGAAACACAUCUUUCGCAUAGAAAGGCAGUUUGCUUAAUUAAGAAAAUAAACUGAAUGAAACUCAGUUGUCUGGCUUGUGCAUUGGUUGAUUUCAGGAUGGGUUUUCUCCCCCCCCCCCCCAAAAAAAGUGUUCUUCCACCUCCAAAAUUGAAACACUCUUGGCUGAGUGACAAUUACAUCUGUCAGUUUUGCUUCAGAGCUCUUCCACUAAUAUGUAAAACACUGUUGUGUAUAUAACUCAGCACUGUGAUCUAAUUUAAAUAACUUUGUUAUUUAUUCUAAUUCAAAACAUACGUUAAUAUUUGUUACAGUGAUAACUGUUUCAAUCUUUGUCUGGAUAUUCACUUUCUAUUAUAGGGAAUUAAAAAAGGUAUAGCUAACUCCUCAUUUUUCUGUUACAGGAUAAAUAAAUAAAUAAAAUUUAAGGGAUGAGUCUCACAAAGAUUUACACAAUAUUUUGUGUUGCUAUUGGCUUGGCCUUUUCCUCACACCUCUUUUAAACCCCUAUGGGGAUAUUUGUCUUUGGGAAUUUUGGGGUGGACAACGACUAUCUUUUGUGUCUGUGUGUGAGCUGGUCAUCUUGAAUUGACCACAGAAUUGUCCAUGAGAUUUAUCAUUGGCACUGUUAGCCAUAAUUGUCCAGUCCUUCCACAACUGGCAAACAAAUAUUUACUUCACUGACCAACUUCCCCCACCCCAUAUGAACCAAGCUUACAAUGCUGUAACUUGCAGGUCCACAAUUAAAAUUACCCAAGAAAAAUGUUGACACGGGAUUCUUCAUAGCUCCUGUGCUAAAAAGCCAACUUAGCACCCAAAACUGUUAUUCAAACUAAGUUUUCACUUCACUGUAUUUACAAUGAGCAUAAAUUCAGCUAUUGGGAAUCUGUUCAAAUUAAUGCAAUAUAAAGAACUGUGCUGAGAACUAUGCAGUUACGUGCAAAGUUGCUCCACUGUAAGCCCAUUGAAAGAAAUGGGGUCACACUGAAUUGUGAAUAGGAUUGUGUUAUUGGUCUGUGGCAGUGGUCUGAGUACGCAAAGUGGAGAAAGGGUUUUUCAGGUGUAGGGAUUUAUAAAAAGCAGAAAUCCCCCCAAUGAAUUUUUUGAUGGUGGGGAUGAAUCCAACUUCCUUCUGACUUUCCAAACAGAGAUCUGGAUCAAGCCAUUUGGGUUGAAAAGUUGCUUUUUAAUGUUGCCAUCAUGUUAGGAAUCAUUUAAUUGCGGCCUCGAACCUCAAUACUUUCCUUCGAUUCUGAUUAAGGAAGAUUGUUUUAUUUUCUUUAAAAAAGUUCACUGAUGGGCGUGAAAAUUUAUUUGAUACCAGUUUCACUUAUAUAUACAUAUUAUACACACUCGCUACUUAACUCUGCCUCGGUGUCAAAUGUUGGACGGGAUGGGGGUAGGGAAAGAUUUCUGUGUGUACGAAACGCAUUAUGAACUUGUACAUUUUUAUACUCUUCUGUCAUAUUUUUGAAAUAUUUUGUUUUGCAGGAAAAAAAAAGUGAUGAAGCAAUCAAAAGACCAAUAAGUACAAUAUCAAUGCUUUAGGGUCGUGAGACCUUUACUGGCCAAUAGGUUAAUUUAGUACAGCAAUAAGCCAAUUUUUUCUUUUCCUUUUCAGGUUUCUUUUUUAAAAAAUCAUUUAUUUUUAUGCUGUACUAGGUGUAUGAAACUGCCAGUUUUAUUAACAUGAAAUGAGUACUGUGAUGGGGGGAGGGGCAUAAACAGUAAUGUUCAGUUGUAUUUGUGUUUACCUAAAUGAGCAGUCGGAAGGCAAGUGCAAUCAGCCGAUCUUUAGGAAAUAUGAAAAAAAAUUGAUCUAGAGGCAUACUUGCAUUUUACGUUUAUUGAUGUGUAAUCAUAUUGCCAAAGACAAACUCUUUCAUCAGUUAUUAUUGUAAAUAACACUUUUCCCAAAACCUGCCAUAAAGUUUCUGUGAUGUAUUGUCUUCCAGUUGCAAUAAAAAUUACUGAGUUGCAUCAAUUGAA